GGGAGGGACCGAGGCACAGCAACACGACCGGCGGAUGGGCUGCGGAGGUGGUCGGACACCGGUUAUCUGUCGACCAGAGGCGGCUGGCUCUGUCCCGGAGCUCGGUGAGAGAGUGAAUGAGGUUGAUGCUGCUGUGCUGCACCUGGAAGGACGAACGCAUGGGAGAGGAGGAAGCUGGAGGAAGUUUGCCCAUCUGCGCGGGAUGCAAACAGAGGAUCUACGAUGAGCAGUACCUGCAGGCGCUCAGCUCCGACUGGCACACCGUCUGCUUCAGGUGUUGUGAGUGCAGCGCCUCACUGUCACACUGGUAUUAUGAAAAAGAAGGACGGCUCUUUUGCAAGAAGGACUACUGGGCCAAAUUCGGGGAGCUGUGCCAUGGCUGCAGCGACCCGAUCACCACCGGCCUCAUCAUGGUCGCAGGGGAACAGAAAUAUCACCCAGAAUGCUUCACCUGUCUGAACUGCAGGACGUUCAUCGGUGAUGGAGACACUUACGCUCUGGUGGAGAGAUCCAAACUCUACUGCGGUCACUGUUACUACCAGACCAUCGUGACACCGGUGUCGCUGCCGGACUCGUCAUGCUCGCGGAUCCCUCACACAGUCACACUCCUGUCCAUCCCAGCCUCUGCCGAGGGCAACAACGGACGCAGAGGGCGAGGUUUCUCCGUGUCCAUCGACCAGCCGCUCAGCCCCACCGGCGGCUACAGUCCUGAACAUGGACCCACCAUCAGAGUCUCACAGGUGGACACAGAGUGCAUCAGUCCAGAUGUGAAAAACUCCAUUCACGUUGGAGAUAAGAUCCUGGAAAUCAACGGGACACCCAUUCAAAAUGUCCCUCUGGAUGAGAUCGACCUGCUGAUCCAGGAGACCAGCCGGCGGCUGCAGCUCACCAUCGAGCACGACCCUCACAGUCCGGGACCGGAGGGAGGCUCCUCGGAGGCUGAGGAUCGAGUGAACGGCCCCCUGACCACCCCUCUGUCAGAGGGCCCCAGCCCCAACCUGCCCAUCACACAGCCCCCCAUCCCCGACAGCCUGAGAUCCCGCAUCAUCACGCGGAGCUGCAGCAUUGAUAAGUCACCCGGCUCCAGCAACGCAGCAUCCCCCAUCUCCCAGAGGAAGGACAUUAAUCGAUCAGAGUCGCUGCGCGUCGUGUCCAAUCAGACGCACCGCAUCUUCCGCCCAUCUGACCUCAUCCAUGGAGAGGUGCUGGGGAAGGGCUGCUUUGGACAGGCCAUCAAGGUGACCCACAAGGAGACCGGGGAGGUGAUGGUGAUGAAGGAGUUGAUUCGCUUUGAUGACGAGACACAGAGAACAUUCCUGAAAGAGGUGAAGGUCAUGCGUUGCCUGGAUCAUCCAAAUGUGCUCAAGUUCAUCGGAGUCCUCUACAAGGACAAGAGACUGAACUUCAUCGCAGAGUACAUAAAGGGAGGCACCUUGAGGCAACUCAUCAAGAAAAUGGACAGCAACUAUCCCUGGAACCAGCGGGUCAGUUUUGCCAAGGACAUAGCUGCUGGAAUGACAUAUCUGCAUUCCAUGAACAUAAUCCAUCGGGACCUGAACUCACACAACUGUCUUGUACGAGAGGACAACACAGUGGUUGUGGCAGACUUCGGGCUGUCUCGCCUCAUGGUGGUCGACAAGCUUGAGGAGAAAUUCUCGCAGGGCACACUGCCCGGCCUGAAGAGGCCCGACCGCAGGAAGAGAUACACGGUGGUGGGAAACCCCUACUGGAUGGCUCCUGAGAUGAUCCAUGGGAAGAGCUACGAUGAGAGAGUAGACAUCUUCUCCUUUGGUAUCAUGCUCUGCGAGGUAAUUGGCAGGGUGAACGCAGACCCAGACUACCUCCCCAGGGCGAUGGACUUCGGCCUGAACGUGUCUGGCUUCCUGGAGCACUUCUGUCCCCCUGAUUGUCCCCCCGCCUUCUUCCCCAUAGCUGCUGUGUGCUGUGACCUCGAUGCAGACAAACGGCCUGCUUUCUCGAAACUGGAGGAGUGGCUGGAGAACCUGAAGAUGCACUUGGACAUUGGUCUACCGCUGGUGUCUAAAGUGGACCAGAUGCACAAGGCCUUCUGGGAGAACCACAGCAUUCCCCGCCCUGAAAACGGCCUGCACACCCACCCCGAGCAGCCGGAGUAGUCCUUUACACAACUGGAGGAGUGGGAAAUUAGAUGAACCUCCACACAGGCAGCGAUCACCUGCCUCAGGUGGAGCAGUGGCUGGAGCUGUAAAAACUCCUCCCUGUUUAACGCUGCGGGCGCAGGCUGGCUCAGGCUGGACGAGAAGACUCGGGGAAAAGGUGGAUCUGAAAAGCCACCUGUGCAAGACGCACACACACACACACACAUUCAAAGUCAAAUCAAGAGACAUUUACUACGAUAGCUUGAUUUUGCUGCACCUGAGGCUAAAGUGGAACAUGUCAUAUGCAAUCAGACCCAACUCUCAAAUCAUGACUCAAAUCUUGAAUCAGUUAAUCUAAUCAUUAGGUGUCAUUCCAUACACGAUUACUUAUUGUAUUGUGUAUAUUACUGUAGACAAAAGCAAACUUCCUCUACAUUGUGUGGUAUGUGUUUCCUGGUUUCUGUGUGACUUUGCUUUGAUUUUGCUUUUAAAACUGAGCUUCUGAAAAACGCAAAUGCCUCUCGCAUGUCGCUUAAGACACAAAAAGAUUUCACAUUGAGGUACAUAUCUUUUACGUUGUCCCCCAAUUUUAAUAGCCGUUAGUGUUUCUCACUAAAAUGGACAAUGAAAUGGCAUCUUAUACAUUCAAACACAUAAAAGUGUACAUAGCUGCCGACAUUGUAAAUGUUUUAAAUAUUGUAAAUGUAAAGACAUAUUUUAUAUACGUAUGCUACAUCGCCAUAUUUUUAUUGGCCGACCAGUUGAAAAUUAGGGAGAGUUAAAGGUUGACUGCAGUCAUAAGGGCACAGCUGAAAGAUUUUCUGUUUGUUUUAUCUACAUUGUCACCACUGUGGCAGGUAAGAUGCUUUUAACCUUUGAAAUAAGAAGAAUCUUAUCACAAAAUAUCCCCUACCCUCAGUUCAAGCUCAGUAAAUGUUACAUUCUGUCGUUUCCCUCCAUUUUAACAUUUGAUCGGUCAUCUUUUUAAUGCGCUGGAGUAAAUUUAACUGUAACACUGGAUUAUCUAAUCACAUCAAACUUGCUUAACUAAAUCUGCACAUUAUGAUAAACAAUUAUAUGUACUUUGAAAAUGUUUAAAGGCAAUCAAUCUGUUGUUAAUUAUUCACUCUUGUCUCAUCAUGUACUGUACAUUAGUUCAGGUGUGGGGAUAAUAUCACCAGGCCUCAUCGUGUCAGCUGUCUGUCCACAUGUUUGUCUCUCCUCCUGUGGAUCAAUCACUGUUGUUUACAUGUAAAUGCUAACUGUAAAUAUCACUAUAUAUGUGCGUCUGUCCUUGCAUUUGUCUGCGUGCAUUGCAUAAAUAUGCUCACUUCUCAGAAAUAAUCUCUUCCACUGUCAGAUUUCUCUCUGGCACCUUCUGACAUAAGUUUUCUUUUUCUGAUCAGAUCUUUUUUUAUGUUUUUUUAUUUCCUGCUGUUGUUUUCACAAGCUGCAUGAAGUACUAGCUCGGUCUGUUCAGCUUUUCAACCAAGCUCUUUUUGUCUCUAAAUGCUGUAAUUUUAAAUAAGAAAACAAAGAAUGAAAGAUUUUAAAAAAAUGAACAGAGAAAGUCAAGCUUAAAUUGAAAUGGGGGGGGAAAAAAACACAGCAUCUGUUUUUAUAUAUAACCACUGAUAUCUUUUUGUAUAGAUUUGAGUACUUUAAUUUGCACUAUAUUACCAAAUGGCUGGAUGAAGCCAUGUUUGUUAAUUUCCUCUCUUGGGCUACUUGUGAUAAGGAAAUACAUUAUCUCGGUUCAGGUUGAUAUAUGAAUGCAAGACACUGAUGGAGCCUUUCACCUGUAAAAAGGGUAUCUGGGAAAUUCAUCCUCUUGAUAGCAAACUGUUUCGAAUUAUCUAGAUGCAUUUGUGCAUGGAUCGACUUUUAAAUACGGCUUUGGAGCCUGCUGGACCCCUCUGUGAUCUAAAGUCAUAUAUCUAUAACUAUAUUUAAAUUUUCAAGCCUUUUGAAAAGUAUUUGCUACCAAGAGGAUGUCCCAGGUCUGCCUGCUGCCUACAGACUGGUCCUUUGUGAAUGAUGUUGUUUCUGACUGCUUGGUUUCGUAUGUGACGCCCACAGAGGCUGUAACCACUGCUGGUCUUUCUGAUAGUAGAGCACUGGCCUAUCUCACCUCUCACCUCCUCAUCACACUCCUUUGGCUCAGGGCCGUACUUUUCUCAAGCUUUCUUCACAACUCUGUUAAUUCAGCAGCUUACUAGGAAAGCAGAAUUCAACAGUAACAGUGAGACUUAAAUAGCAUGUACCCUAUUUCAAUGUGUAGGCUGAUAACAUAAAACGUGCUUCUGCAAAACCGUGGGCAUGUUUCUGCACACGAGUGGCUUCUCCAUGUUUCUGUCUGGCCACGUCGAGCAUGUCAGGUGUGUCUGUGAGGACGUGUUAGGAUCAAUGAGAAUGUCGCCGCAGCACUUCUUUGCAAAGGAUCGUUACCUCUGAACAUUGCUGUGCCUUUGUUGUAAGCUAGCCUUGCCAACUACUCGAAAACGUGAACUGAUUUCCUUUUAUAUGUAUCAUUAAGUGCAAGCCUGAUUCAAGUGGAUUGAAUAUCAUUGCUGAUAAUAUGUUGUAUGAAAUUUCAUCUUGUGGUGUGUCAUAUUUAUAAUUUCCAGAUCUCCAUUGUUAGUUUUGAUAUUUUAAUAUUAUAUUUCUUUUUUUGUCUUAUUUAAUUUUUUUUACACACAAGCUGUGAAAACAAUUCUGCACUUUAAUCCUGAACCUGAACAUUUAGACUCUGAGGAGGCGACUGUUUUCUUCUUUUUUUUUUGUCACAGCUAAAAAUAAAACUGUUGCUUCUAAACCAA
Messenger RNA from Trematomus bernacchii (emerald rockcod), 4936 nucleotides. It is a transcript of the gene limk1a, whose product is annotated as LIM domain kinase 1a. Gene Ontology annotation, molecular function: protein binding; protein serine/threonine kinase activity; ATP binding. Gene Ontology annotation, biological process: protein phosphorylation; actin cytoskeleton organization; positive regulation of stress fiber assembly. The transcript is spliced from 16 exons. Gene Ontology annotation, cellular component: nucleus; neuron projection; cytoplasm. The coding region runs from base 117 to 2135 and encodes 672 amino acids. NCBI's taxonomy places the organism in Eukaryota, Metazoa, Chordata, Actinopteri, Perciformes, Nototheniidae. The record is from RefSeq and is a predicted model, not a curated record.